Messenger RNA from Macrosiphum euphorbiae (potato aphid), 279 nucleotides. NCBI's taxonomy places the organism in Eukaryota, Metazoa, Arthropoda, Insecta, Hemiptera, Aphididae. The record is from the annotation of a GenBank genome assembly.
AUGACGAGAAUCGUAAACCGCGUGCGAGAGUACACCUCCCGUGGCGAUAGACAUAUUGAUAUACCUGCAAGAAUCGCCGUCGUCGGUCGUCGUGUGCCCACAAAACAGGGGGAAGGCAACCUGUGGAGGUGGUGGUGGGGCGAUAGAGAAGCUAAAAAAUUCCCCAAGAGUCUCGACGACUGCGGCUCGUGUCGGAUCGCUGCGUGGUCGCAAGACGUCGUCGUCGUUUUGCAUGUUUUGCGUCGUUAUCCAGUGGUUUCCAACCGCCACCGUCAAUAA